This is a messenger RNA of Magnusiomyces paraingens, 1302 nucleotides long. RefSeq lists its product as uncharacterized. The transcript has a single exon. Gene Ontology annotation, molecular function: GTPase activity. The record is from RefSeq and is a predicted model, not a curated record. NCBI's taxonomy places the organism in Eukaryota, Fungi, Ascomycota, Dipodascomycetes, Dipodascales, Dipodascaceae. Bases 1 to 1302 code for a protein of 433 amino acids.
AUGAGCAGCUCUAAACUGAAUUUUAAUGCGCCUGAUGAAAACUUAAACGAUGGCUUGUUAAACAGCUUACCACCAACAAUUUUCUGUAUAGGAAUGGCAGGCUCAGGGAAAACUACAUUUAUGCAACGUUUAAAUUCACACAUUCACUCAAAAAAGCAACGUCCAUAUGUCAUAAAUUUAGAUCCAGCAGUUCUUAAAGUACCAUUUGGAACAAAUAUUGAUAUUCGAGAUUCAGUAAAUUACCGAAAAGUUAUGGAACAGUAUAAUUUAGGACCGAAUGGUGCCAUUAUGACAUCUUUGAAUUUGUUUGCAACUAAAAUUGAUCAAGUUCUAGACAUUGCAGAAAAACGAGCUAAAAGUGGUAAUGUGAAUCAAAUAAUAGUUGAUACACCUGGGCAAAUUGAAUGCUUUAUUUGGUCAGCCUCUGGAGCGAUUAUCACUGACGCAUUCGCUUCGUCAUUCCCAACAAUGAUUGCAUAUAUUGUGGAUACGCCUAGAUCAUCAUCGCCCACAACGUUUAUGUCUAAUAUGCUUUAUGCUUGUUCUAUUCUUUAUAAAACUAAGCUUCCAAUGAUUGUGGUGUUCAAUAAAACAGAUGCCCAAGAUGCUAGGUUUGCUAUAGACUGGAUGACAGACUUUGAAAAAUUUCAAGAAGCCUUACAAAAAGAUGAAUAUUUAAACGGUAAUGAAAGCGGCGGUAGCAGUGGUUAUAUGGGCUCAUUGAUGAAUAGCAUGUCAUUAGUUCUUGAAGAGUUUUACAAUCAUUUAGAUGUUGUUCCGGUGUCUGCUUACACCGGUGAUGGAUUUGACGAGUUUUUGGGUGCAGUUGAGAAAAAAAUUGAUGAAUACAAUCGGGAUUAUAAAACUGAACGUGAUGUAAUAAUAAAACAAAGAGAGAUUUCAGCUCAAGAACGGAAAGCAGCUGAUUUAACACGACUUUUAAACGAUAUGGGAAUUAAUGAUAAAGGAACUAAAGAAACAAAUUCAACUACUGCUGAUACUUUAUCAGAUACUGAAGAUUUAUCAGAAAAUGACGUUGAUCCUGAUGAUUAUGAAGAUGAUAUUUCUAGCAAAUAUAGAGAAGGACCUAGAAAUCUGAAUGAACCCUCUAAAUCAACUCAUAAUGAGUUUUUUGCUGGUAGGGAUUAUGAUUAUAGUGAUCGUCGCGGUGAAAUAAAUGAUAGUUCUGAGCAAAGUCUUCAAGAUAAAUUUACUGAGGCUUUAAAAGCAACAUCACGAGAAAAUGAUAAUUCGCGUGUUGAAUUACUUAAACAAGCAUUAGGGCAAUCUAGUAAAAACUAA